AUGAGUGCGAGAGAAGCUCCUCAUUUUUAUGAGGCGGAAGAGCAUAUGCUGGAGCCUGCUAUUAGGCUACCGCUUGUUGAUGCACUCCGGAGACUAUCUUCAAAACAGGAUACGCAUUGUGGAUUUUUUGAAUCACAGUAUUACCAUUGUUUGGAAGCUUUCGGUCAAAAACUAGGCAGGAAAUACUGCGAUUUGGAACGACGUGAUUUCAAUGAAUGCAUCACAAACUAUAAACAGAAGAAACGAGCUGAGUGGAUGAGAAUGCAGUAUAAAUUACACUGGGAUGAAAAAAAGCAUGGUCCACGACCGAAAGGUGUGAAAAUUGGAGAAUGCUAUCCAGAUUAUUUCUCGCAUAAUCCACCGCAUAUAAUUAUUUGA
Messenger RNA from Thelazia callipaeda (thelaziosis nematode), 378 nucleotides. NCBI's taxonomy places the organism in Eukaryota, Metazoa, Nematoda, Chromadorea, Rhabditida, Thelaziidae. The record is from the annotation of a GenBank genome assembly.